AAAAGUACAAUCAAAUGGAUAAGAUUAGCUUUGUAUUAAACCUAGUCUACGUUCAUGCACACACGCAUGCUUCUACAAGGAAUAAAGCAAACAUGCAACUUUGUCUUCCACUAUUAGAUAGUUGCAGCUUGACUUUCCCUAACUACGUUUAAUCCUGUUUAAUGAAAAAAACGUACAUCUUAGCUCUUACUACAUGCUAUGUUUUCAUGUUUCAGUAGGCUACAUCAUAACCAUCAACUUACUGCUACAUGAAUUGAUAUUAAAUUUAUACUAAAGUCUACAUUGAUACUAACAUGAAGAUAUGUAAGCUAUUAAUCGUAAUAAAAUAAAGUAAUGUAUAAAAAAUGAUAAUAACCAUAAUCUUAAGUAGUUUUUCUGUAUUUGAAUAAUUAUUAAAAAAAUGACUACUUUAAAAUCUCACCUUGUCGGUUCUGAAUAGCGCGGGAAGGGAGCCCAACAUCCGAAAAGGCGAAGAAGGUAUGAAACCGCCACGGACGGAGAGCUGAGCUGCUGACGGAAGAGUGAAAGAGCUUCUCCCUCACGAAAGAAACAUAUCCUCCUCUCACUGCUCAUGGGAAUCUCUCUAAAGUGAGCUCCCUCCUCUCCACCACCACCACCACAAAAGCAAAAGCCACGAUGCGCCCCUCCUUUCCUCUUCUCUUCAAUAUUCCCCUCCCAACAAGCACGCCCACACAAAAGCCACCGAUCGAUCCGAUCCCCUCCCCCACCUACACUCCCCGCCCCCCCUCAUUCGGGACGCGAAUCGAACAGGUUGUAGGUGUAUAUGACGGGCCCCCCCACCGCCGCGGCCGCCGGGGGCAACGUGCGGAAGCUGGUGGUGGAGGUGGUGGACGCGCGCGACCUCGUCCCCAAGGACGGGCAGGGCUCCUGCAGCGCCUACGCCGUCGUCGACUUCGACGGGCAGCGCAAGCGCACCCCCACAGCCCCCCGCGACCUCAACCCCCAGUGGCACCACCGCCUCGAGUUCGUCGUGUCGGAGCCCGCCGCCAUGGACGCCGAGGAGCUCGACGUCGAGCUCUACCACGACCGCCGCUUCUCCGCCCCCUCCUCCGCUCCCCGCAAGAACCAGUUCCUCGGCCGCGUCCGCAUCUGCGGCUCCCAGUUCGCCCGCCGCGGCGACGAGGGCAUCAUCUACUUCCCCCUCGAGAAGCGCAACCUCCUCAGCUGGGUCCGUGGCGAGAUCGGCCUCAAGAUCUACUACUACGACGAGCCCGCCCCACCUCCCCCCGAGGAGAAGCAGCCCGACUCCGCCGGAGCCGCGGAGCCCCCCGCGGCGCCGGAUCACUCCGCCGCCGCCGAGGAGCCGAAGGAGCUCCCGGAGGUCCCCGCCCCGACGGAGGCCGCCGUGGAGAUACAGCAGCUCCCCCCUCCCUCGCCCCCUCCCGCCGGGGCGGAGGAGGCCUCUCCGCCGCCGGAGGCUCACCCGGCGCCGGAGGCGGAGGUGGCGGAUCCGUACCCGCCGGAGGUGAGGAAGGCGCAUACGACGUCGAGCACGGAGAGGGUCCGUAGGUCGAGGAGAUCGAACGGCGGGGACUACCACCCGGCCCCCGCCCCCGCCCCCGCCCCCGGCCCCGCUCACGCGCCGCGGGUGAUCUCGGGCCGGUUCGUGUCGUCGGCCGAGCCGGUCGAGCGGGUCCAGACCACCUACGACCUCGUGGAGCCGAUGCAGUACCUCUUCGUCCGCGUCGUCAGGGCGCGGGGCCUCCGCCCGUGCGAGUCGCCCUACGUGAAGGUCCGGACCGGGUCCCAGUCGUUCCGGUCGAAGCCGGCGCGCGACUCCGGCACGGGCGAGCCGGAGUGGAACCAGGUGUUCGCGCUGAGCCACGCGAAGCCGGAGCCGACGCUGGAGAUCUCCGUGUGGGACGGCGCCCCCGCCGCGGCGGACGCGUUCCUCGGCGGGGUCUGCUUCGACCUCUCCGACGUGCCGGUCCGGGACCAGCCCGACGGCCCGCUAGCCCCGCAGUGGUACCGGCUCGAGGGUUCCGAGCCGGGCCCCCGCUCGGUGUCGGGCGACAUCAUGGUGUCGGUGUGGAUCGGGACCCAGGCCGACGACGCGUUCGCGGAGGCGUGGAUCUCGGACGCGCCGUACGUGAGCCACACCCGGUCCAAGGUGUACCAGUCCCCCAAGCUGUGGUACCUCCGCGUGUCGGUGAUCGAGGCCCAGGACCUGCGGCUCCCCGCGGCCGCGGCCCCGGCCCCGGCCCCGGCCCCCUGCACGCCGUUGGACGUGCGCGUGAAGGUGCAGCUGGGCUUCCAGUCGGCGCGCACCCGCAGGUCGACGGUGAGCGGGAGCGGGUCGACGUUCUCGUGGGCGGAGGACCUGAUGUUCGUGGCCGCGGAGCCGCUCGACGAUCAGCUGGUCGUGCUCGUCGAGGACCGGUCGGCGGCCAAGGACCCGGCGCUGCUGGGCCUCGCGGCGGUCCCCGUCCCCUCCGUCGAGCAGCGCCUGGACGAGCGCCACGUGCCGGCCUCCAGGUGGGUCAACCUCGAGGCCGAGGCCGAGGGCGGGUACCGCGGGCGGGUCCACCUGCGGCUCUGCCUGGAGGGCGGGUACCACGUGCUCGACGAGGCGGCGCACGUCUGCAGCGACUACAGGCCCACGGCGAAGCAGCUGUGGAAGCCCCCCGUGGGGGUGCUGGAGCUGGGGAUCCUCGGGGCGCGGGGCCUGCUCCCGAUGAAGACCAAAGGAGGCGGAGGAGGCAAGGGCUCCACCGACGCCUACUGCGUGGCCAAGUACGGAAAGAAGUGGGUCCGGACGCGGACCGUGACGGACAGCCUCGACCCGCGGUGGAACGAGCAGUACACCUGGCAGGUGUACGACCCCUGCACGGUGCUGACGGUGGCGGUGUUCGACAACUGGCGCAUGUUCGCUGAUGCGGCCGGCGAGGAGCGGCCCGACUACCGCAUCGGCAAGGUGCGCAUCCGGGUGUCGACGCUGGAGAGCAACCGCGCGUACACGGCGUCGUUCCCGCUGCUCGUGCUGCUGCGCUCGGGGCUGAAGAAGAUGGGCGAGGUGCAGCUGGCGGUGCGGUUCGCCUGCCCGGCGCUGCUGCCCGACACCUGGGCCAUGUACGCGCAGCCGAUGCUGCCGCGCAUGCACUACCUGCGCCCCAUCGGGGUGGCCCAGCAGGAGGCGCUGCGCGGGGCGGCAAUUCGCACCGUCGCCGGGUGGCUGGCGCGGGCGGAGCCGCCGCUGGGCCCGGAGGUGGUGCGCUACGUGCUGGACGCGGACGCGCACGGGUGGAGCGUGCGGCGGAGCAAGGCGAACUGGUUCCGGAUCAUGGGGGUGGUGGCGUGGGCCGUGGGGCUGGCUCGGUGGGUGGACGACGUGCGGCGGUGGAGGAGCCCCGUGACGACGGUGCUGGUGCACGUGCUGUACCUGGUGCUGGUGUGGUAUCCGGAGCUGGUGGUGCCGACGGGGGCGCUGUACGUGUUCCUGAUAGGGGUGUGGUACUACCGGUUCAGGCCAAAGGGCCCGGCCGGGAUGGACGCAAGGCUGUCGCAGGCCGACACGGUGGAGCAGGACGAACUGGAGGAGGAGUUCGAGCCGGUGCCCACGUCGGUGGAGGUGCUGCGGGUGCGGUACGAGAGGCUGAGGACGCUGGCAGGGAGGGUGCAGAGGGUGAUCGGGGACCUGGCGGCGCAGGGAGAGCGGCUGCAGGCGCUGGUGAGCUGGAGGGACCCCAGGGCCACCAGGAUAUUCAUCGCCGUCUGCCUUGCGGUGGCGCUGGUGCUCUACACGGUGCCGCCGAAGAUGGUGGCGGUAGCGCUCGGCUUCUACUUCCUCCGGCACCCCAUGUUCAGGGACCCCAUGCCGCCCGCCGCCGUCAACUUCUUCCGCCGCCUGCCCAGCCUCUCAGACAGACUUUUGUAAGAGGUUGCUUGUUACUCGUUAGGCUCACCCAUUUCAGUUAUUAGUUCAGGAGAGGGGAUUGGGAGAAUUUGUUCAUACUCCAGGAAAUAUGAUAUAGGAAUUGUUGGAUGGUAAUAAUCUGGGAUGAGAUUUUAACAAAGAGAGGCUCUCUUUUUGUA
This is a messenger RNA of Ananas comosus (pineapple), 4053 nucleotides long. Its product is annotated as protein QUIRKY. The transcript has a single exon. Bases 785 to 3895 code for a protein of 1036 amino acids. The record is from RefSeq and is a predicted model, not a curated record. NCBI's taxonomy places the organism in Eukaryota, Viridiplantae, Streptophyta, Magnoliopsida, Poales, Bromeliaceae.